UACAAGGACUAAAAAGGUAAAAAAAAGCAGAACACUCUCUUCUCCGACGCCCCGAAUCGAAUCCCAUCCCCCAAAUUCCAAAUUGCGCCGCGAUCCCUAGCGAGCGAUGAAGAAACCUAACCCUCCCCCCUCCAAGCCCUCCGCCUCCGCCAAGCCCGCCGCCGGCAUGGCGCCGCGCAAGUCUCGCUGGGGCCCGCCGCCCGCAGGCGCCGCCGGAGACAAGGCCGCGUCCACCUCCCGCCGCACCCCGACCCCCACCCGUUCCUCCAACGCCAGGCGGCACCCUGCUCCUACCGCCCCCGCUCCGCAAGCCCGCAACCCCGCGUCCCCGGCGGCCGCCACCCGCCCGCCGCCCCACCAGCAGCCGCGGCCCGACUACCCGUUCGAGCCCGCCCCCCUGCCCCAGCUCCCGCACUUCCAGCGUGCCGGCCCCGAGGCCUGGCCGCCGCACCAGCCACCGCCGCAGCAGCAGUUCCCGCCGCACGACAAGCGCAGGCACCCCGCCGAUCCCGACGAGGGCUUCUCCAGGCACCCGAAGCAGUCCCGUUUCGAGCCGCCGCCGCAUCAACCGUCGCAGAUGCAGCAGCCCCCGGUGGACCGGCAAGCGCUCAGGAAGGCGUUCCUCAAGUACUCCAAGAUGCUCAACGAGAAUUCCGCCCAGAAGCGGAUCUACCUUGAAGGUGGACGCGUCCAAUGUCUCCCCUGCGGCAGGUCUUCUAAGGACUUUGCUGAUGUGCACGGGCUUGUCAUGCAUGCUUACAACCCACCAAAUGCAGAUUCAUUUGUUGAUCAUCUUGGUUUACACAAGGCAUUGUGUGUCCUUAAGGGAUGGGAUUAUACAAAAGUCCCUGAUAACUCUAAGGCAUACCAGUCAUUACCUCCUGACCUUGUUCGAGCAAAUAGGGAGGACCUUAUUAUAUGGCCUCCAACUGUUAUCAUUCGUAACACUACCACUGGGAGGAAGAAAGAUGGACGCUCUGAAGGUCUGGGAAACAAAGAAAUGGAUAAGAAAAUUGCAGAACUAGGGUUUGCUGGUGGCAAGUCGAAGUCCUUGUAUGGAAAGGAAGGGCAUCUGGGUCUGACACUUGUCAAGUUCGCGAACAACCCAUCUGGCUUGAAGGAGGCUGAGCGCCUUGCUGAGUUUUUUGAGAGGCAAGAUCAUGGACGUGUAGGUUGGUCACGUGCACAGGCUACUCACAACUUAGACCCUGAUACAAACCCUAUGCUGGUUGAGACUGAUAGCAGGGGUGAGAAAAAGAGAAUACUUUAUGGGUGCCUAGCAAUUUCCUCUGAUCUGGAUGAAUUAGACUCAGAUUCAAGAAAAAGGGCUACUGUCAAGAGCAUAAAAGAAUUUGACCCAUCUGACUAGUCUCCUCAGAAAGGCCCACCAUCCCGCCAGUUUGUUUAAUUUAGACUGAAACAUCUGUAUCUCCUGUCAGUUCCGAUUUCCUAGAUACAUGCUACUGCUGUGCUCCGGAUAUCUUAGUAUGGAUAUAAUACCUGCCCUUAGGAUGCUUAUGGUCAUUAUAAUUAUUCCUGGGAUUUAUUUUGUAUCAAGUCUUUUCUGCCAGUCAUCGCUCACUGAUUGAAUGAUUAUCUGGAAGACCUAAUUAUUCUUCCAAAUCGGUAGUUAUUUAUUGCA
This is a messenger RNA of Triticum dicoccoides, 1642 nucleotides long. RefSeq names its product early nodulin-75-like. Bases 107 to 1369 code for a protein of 420 amino acids. Lineage: Eukaryota; Viridiplantae; Streptophyta; Magnoliopsida; Poales; Poaceae. The transcript is spliced from 4 exons. Gene Ontology annotation, biological process: regulatory ncRNA-mediated gene silencing. The record is from RefSeq and is a predicted model, not a curated record.